UCUCCCCUCACCUCUCUCGUUCUGCCCUCUCUUUCGCCUGCCAUUCCCUUUGCCUCUCUGUUGACGGCGACGGGAAGGGCGGUGAAACUCGCCGGCGACCUCUCUCUCUCUCUCUCUCUCUCUCUCUCUCUCUCUCUCUCUUUCUUGAUCUUUCUCUUCCCAUCUGAAAGAAGAAAGCGAACCAAAAAUAAAAAAAAACAAAGAACAAACCAUUCCCUCUCUCUUCUCUUUCUCACUCUCCCUCAUCUGAUUUGUUUCGUCCUCCCUCUACCAAGAGAAUCACCAAAGCCAGUCGAAGACCCUUGUCUUAUUCCUGCUUCUCCUCUCUUGGCUGCCGCCAUUCCCAUUAUCUUUCUCGCUCUCGCUUCGCCGUCAGUCGCCCAAAUCUGACCGGGAAAUCCUAGAUCUAGGGACGAGGAAAAGGGGGUCUCUUGAGGAGAAGAGGACUCACCGCCGGAGACAGGAGAAGACUCGGUGACGACCAGGUUGAGGGACAACCGACGGUAGGUUCAGCUCGGUUUUUUUUUGGUUUAUUGGGUUAUAACAUUUUUUUGUUUCGGUCAAGUAGAGGAUGAGGAGGUGGCCUCGACGGCGAGGGAGAUCCGGCAGUCAAGCGACGGAAAGGAGUAAACCUAGGAAAAGCUUUUUUUAUCGACCUAGGCUCGAUGUUUUCUUUUUCUUGUUAUCAUUUAUUCUGAUUGUUUCGAUUUUUUGUUUUUGCUUCCGAGGAAGAAAAGGUGAAGGUCGCCGGUGGCUGGUGAACUACCUACCGACGAGUAUAGGUUCGGGUACACAAUUUGUUUGGGCUCAAAGUAGGAGGGCAUUGACUUCAAUUUUUUGAGCCUAAUCUGUUUAGCGUUGUUAUUGUAAUUAGUUUAUUGUAAUUAGUUUUGAUAAUUUAUUAUGGUGUCAUUACUGUGAUGUACAAUGUAUCGAAUCUGAUAAUGCAGUU
Molecule: messenger RNA, 952 nt
Organism: Linum tenue
Lineage: Eukaryota; Viridiplantae; Streptophyta; Magnoliopsida; Malpighiales; Linaceae
Source: the annotation of a GenBank genome assembly